Molecule: messenger RNA, 1620 nt
Organism: Hepatospora eriocheir
Lineage: Eukaryota; Fungi; Microsporidia; Hepatosporidae
Source: the annotation of a GenBank genome assembly
AUGAUUGAAAACACUGAGAUUGAAUAUACAUCACUUUUUAACAAACCCAAGAAAAGGACAAAUACAAUCGUAAUUGACAACGGUACAUUUGAAUGUAAGGCAGGAUUUAAAGAUGAUCUAUCUAUUAUAACUCGUAAUGUUGUAUACAAGUUAAAAACUAAGUCUAGUUUUGUGCCAUUUUCUGGAUCUAAGAGAUACUCAAUGUUUACAUAUGAUAUAAUCACCAAUAUGGAGGUAUUUGGUACAACACUGGACACUAUUUUAGAACAUCUUAAACCUACUAAAUUAGAUCAAUUAUACAUGACUAUUACACCAUACAUGCCAGUACUAGAUCAGUUAAUUGAAUUUAUUUUUACAAACUACAAGUUCAAUACCAUUACAUUUGAAUAUGAUUUUUUAAAUGUUUAUUAUAAAUAUUGUAAAGACAAUGAUGAUCUUAUUAUUGAUUUGAGUCAUAAAGGGGUAUUCGUGUGUUAUAUUAAAGAUAAAAAGAUAGAAUAUUUGCAAAAGUUAAAUUUUGGAGGAUGUGAUUUACUUGAAAUUAUUAAAAAUUACAUGGAAAUGAGGGUUGUAAAUAAAAAGAAGGAGUAUAGUGGCUUGGUGAAGUACAUGAGAGUGUCAGAAGAUUAUCUAGAAGAAUCUACUGGUAUUUACAACGAGUUAUGUAAUAAUAAUUUUAUACAUAAUAUUGAAUUAUUUGAUAUAAAAUCAAUAUCUCCAAAUAAGGAAAAUGUUAAGAAAAUUAAACUUACAGAGAAUAAGGAAACAGAGAUACCUGAAAUUGAUUAUGAUUUGCUUAAUUCGCCCGAUGAUACCUUGGAUGUUGAUGAUCUUAAGUUUAAAAAGAAACAAAGAAUGUUAUUCUAUUCUGUAUUGUCUAGACUUAAAAUAAAACUUAGGAAAAAAUUAGAUGAUCUACAUAAAAUACUUGAAGGAAUGAAAGAUAAAAUAGAAAUGAAUAAAGAUCCAGAAGCUUACACUGAAAAGAAAAAAAAUAAUUUUAAAUCGUUAGUUAGAUCUUUGAAGGAAAGAAAUUUACUGCGUAAAUUUGCAAAAGAUAAAAACACAAGAGAAUAUUCUAUAAAGAAUAAAUCAAUAGGAUUGACGAGUGAUGAACAGAGAAUUAAAGAAAGAAUAAUGGAUGCUGAAGAUAAAGAAGAGGAAGACAGAUUAUUAAAAAGAAUUGAUAAUGAAGCAAAGGAAAUUAAGUUACUUGAUCCCGAUUUCAUACCAUUUUUUGCUAGUACAGUUGAUGUAUUAAGAGGUACAACAAUUGGUAAAGAAUGUUUAAAUAUUGAGUUAAUUAAAUGGCCAGAGAUAUUCUUUCAUCCAUCGAUAAUGAGGAUUGGUGAAAUGGGUUUGUCAGAAAUCAUAGGAAACGUCUGUUCUGAUUAUGAAAUAGAAAAUAUUUUAUUGACAGGAGGAUUGUCUAAUAUGCCUGGAAUUGAACAGAGAGUUUAUAAUGAGGCAAUUUGUAGAUCUAAAACAGGAAAGUUAAAAAUAAUCAAGUCGGAAAAUACCCAAAGUGAUGCUUUUUAUUUUUCAGGUAAAUCAAAACUAAAUUUUAAAAUCAAUAGGUCUGAAUGGGAGGAAGGUAAGAUAAAUAACAUUGAUUUCUAA